CUACACAAAUAGCGUUUAUCUUUCCUCGCCCUGCUAUGCAAACAUAUCUUUGCAAUCUCACCAUGGUUGGCUACACCUCAUGCCAUUUUCAAGUGUGCGAAAAAAAAAAAAAAAUUGCAUCAUCCAUUUAAGCGCUCCUUUGGAAAAAUAAAACCCCAAAUAAAAGCUAACCCUUCGGGUGACAAAUCAUGUAAACAAGGAGUUAACAAAUUUAGAAAAAAAUGGGGAGUUAGCAUUUGAAGGGAAAAAUCGAAUGGGACUCACAUGACACCUCCAAUUGGGUCCCUAAGUUCACUUGCGGAAGAGGGAGAGCGGCAUGCGUGAGGGGAGUCGUUAUCCGGUAAGCAAAGGAGGGACAGCAAAAGGCACAGUUAAUAAUACAUAAUUCGAGGGGCGAAGAUUGGGCCCUACUUCCCUAUGCGGCGAGGUACCCAGAGCAGUGCCCCUCACAGUUCGCAUCGCAGCUCCCUCCCUGCGUGCACCGUCCUGUGUAGCGUUGCAUGCCCCGCCGCGCUAACGGCCAACCUCGCCGCUUCAACCGCUAUCUCCGCUGCUCUAACCGCUCAGCCACAAAGAUGGGGAAGGGCGCCGUGCACCCAAACGGCUCGAACUUCUGCAGGGCGCUAAAGUACAACAUCGUGGACAAGAUGAGGACGCUGGUGGAGACCAACCUGUACGACCGCCCCCGCUGGCUGGAAUGGGCAGAGAGAGCCCCCCCAAUAGAAAUACACAACAUCAGCCUAAAGUCAAGGUACAACAAUAACAAGUAUAUAGACUUGGUGAAAUUCCUGCUGAAAAAAUAUCCCCAUCUGCGAUUCCAAGACUGCUAUGUGGAGGGAAAUAACAAUGUGAAGGGCUACGACUUUUUCAGGAACGACCAUAUCAUCACGCAGAUGGCUACCCACCAGCUGUACUAUAUGAAUAGAGGGUAUGGGAAAAAGGAAGCCCUUGAAAGAGUGGAAAAAGAAUUCUACAACAGAAGAAUGGAGCUGGAAAAAAAGCAAAAAAUAAAUAUGUGCCUAUCGAUUGAUAAAAAAAUCAAGCCGCUUUACACCAAUGGUUACGCCUAUCUGUAUGAAAAAAUGGUAGACAAUGAGAAGGCCCACCUGGGUCUUAUCCUCAAGAGGCUACGCACUAUGAGAGAAAAGCUGGAGAGGGAGCAGCGACAGGCGGGUGCCCACCCCCACACGGAUGGUAGCGGCAAGGAUGAGUCAAAUGAGGAGAACGCUAAAAGGGGUUAA
Messenger RNA from Plasmodium vivax (malaria parasite P. vivax), 1241 nucleotides. RefSeq lists its product as hypothetical. Lineage: Eukaryota; Apicomplexa; Aconoidasida; Haemosporida; Plasmodiidae. Bases 501 to 1241 code for a protein of 246 amino acids. The transcript has a single exon. The record is from RefSeq and is a predicted model, not a curated record.